AUUUAGCUUUCUAAAUAUUAAGUUGGUUUGUGUGCUCAUAGAGGACCGCCCAUUUUGCCACAAAACACACGUAAUGAGGGCGCAGGUAAAGAAAACGGGAGCACAGUCCUGCUCUUACGCUGUCAGUGCUUUGCAGAAGGGAAAAGCAGAGGUAUCUUUUUUCUAAACUCUGACCAAACGCUCGGAAUAUGGCGCAUAAAUUCAUAAGGCACACAUAUUGUCUUCAACCCAAACUCAAUUCAUUUUUAUUGUCCUCGUGAUGAUAAUUCCAAACACAAUUUCGUUAGUAUUUCAUGUAUUUUUGUUAUUUUUUUCACACUGCUUGCUUUCUGGCUGUGUGGAACGGACGUCGUACAACAUUCCCCUUCUUCAUCAGCAGCCUCAUGUUGGGUUACUGUCCCUCCGCUGUCACUUUGACACCAGCCUCUCCCGGAUAGAUAGUAGUUACCGUGUCAAAUGUUGGUACGGAGGCACUAAAUAGUUUAUGAGCACUUUGAUGCGAUGGACGGUGUUUAAAUUUAAAGUUAUUUAUCAGAAUAGAGGAGAGUGGAUUCAGCUCAGGGGAUAGCAGACUUGGAAAGUGAAACGGUCAUGCGCAGUAAAGGCGGAACGAUCGUUCUUCCGAGGAUAUAAAUCCUUUUAAAACGAUGUAAACUUAACUUGUUUUACGUUUUUUUAAAUAUAUAUUUAUUUUUUCACAGAAAUUAAAAACAUUAGAUUUAAUGGCGGCUGAGGGUUAUUGUAAGGUGUUCUAUGUUUUAACCAAUCCAAUCGAUGCUCGAUCGAAAAUUGACUGAGGCACAAAUGAAUACAAAAAAUAAAAAUAAAAAGGAUAUUUACUUUAUGAAAACUAUUUGUUGCUUAUUGAGCUUUAAUUUGUCUUUUAAUAAACAUUCAGCAUAUCUACGAUUUUUAACCAGUCCUGUCGUUAUCGAGUAUGAUGCAUAAAUGCAUACUGGUUGUAAAUAUUAUUUCUAAUUAGAUUAUUUUUCGAGUAUUUUCAGUAAUAAAACACGUUUAACAUAUUUUUUUACAAUAAAUAUCUAUAUGAGAAUUACAUAAUUUAAAAGCGCAUUUCACAACACAAUUGAUUUAAAAAGGCAAUUUAACAUUAAAACAGAGAAGAAAAAAUAAAACAAAGGACAGUCUACAUAAACAACCAGCGUAGUAUAAAAAAAUAAAAUACUACUAAUUCUAACUGGACUUUCAAUUCUUAAAAAAACAACAUUUGACAUAUUAGUGUAAUAAUUGAACAAUGAUUUAAUAUUAUUAGAUAAAAUUAUUUCACUUUUGGCAAAUGGGGAAUUAUUUUUUGCACCUGUAAGUAAGUAAGUAAAUGUAGUUGGUGUUUAACAUAAAACAUUAUUUACUUUUAUAUCUCACAGGAGAAUGAAAUCUAAGAAAAAUGAAAAAAAUUCUAAAAAGUGUGUUUAGCUAAUACACAGAACAUGUCUAAAUAUGUAAUUAGAACAGAUUUACCAUGGUGGUGGUAAACAAAUGGCACAAACAUUUGCCCCUGAGCCAUAAAUAAUAAUGCUUUUUCCAUCUACACCUUUUAAUACAAUUCAGAUGCACAGCUGAAGUACCACAAUCAUUACAUUUGUGAACAAAAAGUCCGUCAGACUCAGAACUUGUUCCGCAGCAAACAGUCUAGCAUUACAUACACAGCGCUGUUUACAAUUGCUUGCCUAUAAGCGCAUUCUGGAGGCCACGGUUUAAAAAGAAAAACACUUUAGUUUUCUUACAUUGAACUAAAUAAUUACACUGAUUUCUUAAUUUUACUGGACAAAUUAGGAGUCAGACGUGAGCAGAAGUGUCAUGGCCAACUGACCAUUUGCUGGUCUCGGUUCAGUUUGCUGCGCCAUGUUCUGCCAGGCUUUGAUGUGAGGCUUAUUGUGUUCCAAGAACAAAAUAACUUACAAUAAACUACUCCCACGCUUUGCUCUUUGCUAACCGCUUCAUGUUUGAGCUCAUUUGUUUGGUCAUGUGACGAGCUCAUUUCUUCUGCGGUUGCCCAGUAAACAUACUUUGACAGCGGUGCUCUUGCGCCCUCUAAUACAUCCCUACUUUUUAUAGUGAAAUUAAAGACCGGGUUCACUGAAAAACGGUUUUUACUUGACCUAUAUGAUCAUUCACUCUUGAGUUUCACAUGCAGGCUGAGCAUGAGCCUUCUGCCUCAUUUCCUGCAUUAGCCUCCGUUAGAACAGAGACAGGGAAACAGUCAGCUCUGAAAAAGCUACUCAGAUCUACAUCAUACUUUAAAAUAAGCAUUCAUGGACUCACCCAUCUGGGCUCGGUACCAAGGAAGGCUGAUAUGGAUGUCUUGACUAGUAGAAGAUAUCCCUUAGCAUUAGCAACUCCAUAACAUGGCAGAACUCCUUCAGGCUUGAGCUAUUUGUGGAGAUAAAACAUCAACGUUGCAUUUAACCCAAGAAAGAAAAGCAAACGAAAGCAGUGGAAGGGUGGCAUUGUGUUAGCGAAUCAGAGGAGAGAUGUUCACAUAUGAUAAAUAACCUCCAAAAUGCCCUACUCUACAGUUAGUGUGUUUACAUGUGCAUCAGAAGACCAAACUAUUGCUCUAAAUAGACAGACAUUUUUUUAAAGUAUGUAAAUGUACUAUGGGCUUGACACACAGGAUGGGAGGCCAUUUUGCCUCUCCAGUAAUUUUUACUGAGCCAUGCACGACAAAGCGAUAAUCACGGGUCUCCCUCCUGCUAAGCGACAUGCGCGAAACGUACAUGUGAAAUUUUGCACUUAAGCAUGUGUUGUGCACAGGUGAACCAGCGACGCAAUCCCAGAAAGUUGAGGAAAUUUCAACUUUUCGUCGCUGUCGCUCGGACAAGGACCAAUCAGCGGAGGUUUCAUUGACUGACCAAUGUGCGGACAGGAUGCUUCUCGGGGCUACAGAGAGCGUAGGCAAGCACAUGCUGGAGGCAUGCAACAAUAACCUAGAGAUGGCGGUGACCAUGUUUCUGGAUGGGGGUGGGAUAGCAGAAGAGCCCAGCACCAGCUCCAGUUCCACAGCAUCGAGCAGCAGGGCUCCCCCCACAGACGAAGUGCGAGCACCCAUUCCCCAGAAGCAGGACAUAUUGGUGGAACCAGAACCUCUUUUUGGAGUGCCAAAGCGAAGACGACCUGCUCGUUCAAUAUUCGAUGGUUUCAGAGACUUCCAGACAGAAACAAUCCGCCAGGAACAGGAGCUGCGUAACGGAGCAACAGUGGAUAAGAAACUCAGCACCCUGGCGGACCUUUUCCGUCCUCCCAUUGAACUCAUGCACAAAGGGAGCUUUGAGACGGCUAAAGACAGUGGACAGCUGGAAAACAAGUGGCUAAUGAUCAACAUUCAAAAUGUCCAGGACUUCACGUGCCAGUGCCUCAACAGAGAUGUGUGGAGUAACGACGCGGUGAAGAACAUCAUCCGAGAACACUUCAUAUUCUGGCAGGUAUAUCACGACAGUGAAGAAGGGCAACGAUACAUCCAGUUCUAUAAGCUGAACAAGUUUCCCUAUAUUUCCAUCCUUGAUCCGCGCACAGGGCAAAAGAUGGUGGAGUGGAACCAGCUGGAUGUGGCGUCAUUCCUAGAGCAGGCAACUGGUUUCCUGACCGAGCACGGGCAGCUGGACGGGCCGUCCUGCCACGCGCCGCCUGCCAAACGAGCUCGCUCAGAAAGUCUUAUUGAUGCCAGCGAAGACAGCCAGCUGGAGGCAGCAAUCCGAGCCUCCCUACAGGAGACAUACUACGAGUCCUCAAACGUCCCCGAAGCCCCCGACUCCCCUCGGUCAGAGGACGAAUCAGACGCGGAGCCCUUUUCUGACAGCGAGGGACCCAUCUCCGUUGACGGCUCGGACAGCGAAACACCCCACGAAGAGAAAAGUUCAGCCAGCAAACACCCACCGGCCUCUUCGACCACUGCGGCCCAGCAGCGACUCCAUCCAGAUAGUUCCACGUCUUCACACAGAAAGUCUCCAUACAAAGAAAACAAUCACAGUCACAAGAAAGAGGAGAGCAAAAAGAAUCACCUGGAGCCCUCGUCUGCUGGUCCGAGUCGUCCUCAGCCUGAGGCAGACUCUGGCGGGAACCACUGCACGUCACAAGCCAAAAGCGCUGGAACAUCCAGCAUCAGCACCGCAACCUGUGACCUGGACUGUCUUGAUGAUAAUGGUCCCAAAGCAAGGCUGAUGCUCCGUUACCCAGAUGGACAGAGAGAACAGGUCUCCCUGUCUUCAAAAGCAAAACUUUUGGCUCUGGUGAGACACGUCCAGUCCAAGGGGUACCCUAACGAACGCUUUGAACUCGUCACCAACUUUCCCAGGAGGAAGCUGGCCCACUUGGACUAUGACAUCACGCUGCAGGAGGCGGGACUUUGUCCACAGGAAACUGUUUUUGUGCAGGAGAGGAACUAGCCUUCUCAGAAACACUUUCUGUUCAUUUAUAUCUCUGGUAGACCUCACCAAGAACCCGGGUCAGUGAAAUCGGCUUCGAUCCCCAAAUUCUCAUCUUUGGAAACCAGUCUUGUAUUUUCAGGACGGUUGUUAAUGGACGGACUACUUUAACUGCUACUCCACUAUUGUCUCAUUACUGAUGGCUUCACUGACAGCGCAAUUCCUCUCUAGUGCUCUCCAGUUUGGCCAGUAAGGCGUUACAAAUGUCAGCACUUGGUUAGUUUUUUUUAUGUUUUAUUUUAUAGUAGUAUCUAACUUGUUCUAAUGCGGCCUUUUGAACAUCUAGCGUCCCAACACGCACGUCUCCCGUUCAUCAAACCUCAAAUACCAGAUCGUUAAUUGGCGUUGGGUCACCAGGGACUUGUACAAAAAUACUUUUACCUCCCAGGAAAAAAUGUUAAAUGUCAGAGUUUAUUUUCUAUAUCUUUUUUUUUCUGUACAUGGGAAAAGUUAAGGGAGGCUCAUUCUUAUUUUUGAUUCAGUUUUUCUGACAUUGUUUAACUGUUGUAUUUACAUAGAAGACAAGAAGACUCCAAAAAAAGGUCCAAGAGCUGUCUUGAUGCAGAAGGGAAUGAAUUAAAACGUUGUACAUCUCACCAGUUGGACCCACUGUACAGAAACCGAUUCAGAGAAACUGAUAUUUACAUGUAGGAAUUGGGGUUUUUUUCUUCUUUUUUUAUAUUCUGACAAGAAAAUAUGCUGAUGAUGAAAAAUAUAACCACAAAAACGAGAUUCUGCUUUUGUUAAUGUUUUAAAUUGUAUGGGGACGGGGUGAGGGAAGGAUUAAAAUCUGAAACUCAAGCAGGAAAUCUUACAGAUUUGAUCAAAAUUCAAAAAUAAACAUGUUUAUUUACAACAAUGUGAUAAGAGUAAACAUAAAACACAUUUUCCAGCUUAUUAGAUUUUUCUUUGUCUAUGUUUUUAUGUAUGGGUUUUGUUUUUCCCAGUAAUUCAGAUUUACCUCAUAUAUAUUUAUAUUUUAGUACAGUUUGCUGCUUCUCAGUCACAUUUACACCUGAUAAGUAAAUGUUUUAGUCGAUCUCAAAACUUAGCAGCUGUGUUUCUCUUAAUUUCCUCAGUUUUCUACAUGAACAGCUGGUGGGGCUAAAGUGCCUUGGAUGCCUGCAAUUACUGUGGAGAUCAGUAAUUAGUGUAAAAAAUACAGGUUUUAAAACAUCCAACUAUGUUUGCUUAUGUUUUGACUGGUUUAAAAGCCUCACAGUCGAUGUGUUUGUGGAUUCACGCAUUUGUCAACAAACAAAUUCAUGUUUUAUUUCUAAUCUGUUGCAGCGGUCCCGUGAAUUUAUGAGAUUUUCCUGUAUUUGUCCGUAGAUUAGACCUCUGCACAGCUGGGUUGCUGUAAGAAUAUCUGUAGAGGGAUUUCAGCCUAAGCUGUGGCUUUUCUCUCUCCAGAAGCCACCAUAAACUGAUUCCAGAAAGUGGUUUUAGUUUUUACAAAUUAGAUUUAUUUUGUUGGCUAAUUUAAAAUAAUCUUUGAACAGAUCGAUUCUGAAUCAGAUGAACUGAAAUAUACAGGCGUAUUACACAUUUAAUAGGAAACUCAGGUGAAAAUUAUCAUAGAAAAUUGCUUUAGCGUGGCUUGGUACAAAAAAGUUCCAAGAUUUGUUCCAUGAACUUGUUGAAAUUUAAGAAACGUAUUAAAUCUCUUCCUGAUUGGUUUCUACUGCAAAUUGAAUGGAGGUUUUUGGGGUUUUGAAGCAGACUUCAAACAAUAAAGUUGUAAACACAUUGUUU
Nothobranchius furzeri (turquoise killifish) is the source of this 6197-nucleotide messenger RNA. NCBI's taxonomy places the organism in Eukaryota, Metazoa, Chordata, Actinopteri, Cyprinodontiformes, Nothobranchiidae. The record is from RefSeq and is a predicted model, not a curated record.